Messenger RNA from Lachancea thermotolerans CBS 6340, 2028 nucleotides. It is a transcript of the gene YEN1, whose product is annotated as crossover junction endodeoxyribonuclease. Bases 1 to 2028 code for a protein of 675 amino acids. The transcript has a single exon. Lineage: Eukaryota; Fungi; Ascomycota; Saccharomycetes; Saccharomycetales; Saccharomycetaceae. Gene Ontology annotation, molecular function: 5'-flap endonuclease activity; crossover junction DNA endonuclease activity. The record is from RefSeq and is a predicted model, not a curated record.
AUGGGAGUCCCUGCAUUUUGGGACCUUAUCAAAAGUGAUGAGUCUCUUAGAAGGCUGCCCUUAAAACAGUUUGUUGUUGAAUUUAGGAACAACUUCAAUAGGCCGCUUCGUCUUGCAAUUGAUGCCUUUACCUGGCUGUUUGAAAGCGGCUUUAUCAGUAAUGACUGCGAGCGCCUUUCAGAGAAGGGUUACAGGACUGAUGCACAGUCAACACUAAUACUACUGAAUCGACUGAAAUGCUUGCUAUCCCUUGACGUGACGUUUGUGCUAGUCUUCGAUGGGCCGAUGAAGCCUUCAUUCAAAAACAAGUUUUCAUCCAAGACGUUAAGCAACGACCAUUGCGAGCUGGCCUCUGAUGACGAAGAAUACGUUUCAAUAUACAACGAACAUCGCAAGCAACAUGAGAUCCACGGUACCUGUACCACUACACUGGUGUCAGAAGAAUUGGGCGGCUUGAGCUUUGUGAAGAGACUAUUGAAAACAAUGAACAUUUCCUUUAUAGAAACGUGCGGUGAAGGCGAAGCAGAAUGCGCUAGAUUGCAAAGAGAAGGCCUUGUGGACUACGUUCUUUCAAACGACUCUGACACAUUAGUUUUCGGGGCUACGAGGGUCUUACGCAACUUUUCGCGGUUCUGGGAAGACGUUCCAGCUACUUAUACGGGACCUUUGAAGAAGAAGGACCACAAAGAAAUGUUUAUCACGGUUGUGGAUAUGCAGCAGAUCAGGAACUGGAACCGGAGCUCCCUUGUUUUGUAUUGUACAUUACUGGGUGCUGACUACAACCAGGGCAUUAGGGGACUAGGUUCUAAAAAAGCAGCGAAGCUAGCCCAGCUUACAACGCCAAAUUUCGCUGAGACUUUCAAAGACAUAUUCGAGGAUCACUCUCAGCCGUCAGAACUUAGGCGAAAACGUUACCUGGAAUUCCAAAAAGCAUUAUUUGAACACUGCUUCAUCCAUAGUAAAGAGCUUUUCGGCCGGAACUACUUUUCGUCUAAUAGUGCUGGCUUUCAAGGUUGGCCGUCUGAUGUUGCAAUAAUGCACUAUUUCCACCCCAUUUUAUCCCCGCGUGUCAAUAGAGAAAGCCUGGGUGUGCAUUAUAUCAAUGUGAGUGGAAACUCUAAUUUCAUGAAAGGCGAUGUUGCUGAUCUUAUGAAUUUGCUAGAAGAGUUAGAGUUCAAAGGGAUAACGGACUUUGGAAGAUGGUUUCACGAAAUGGUCCAUUCGACCUUCCUGCUCAAGGAGAUUCUCUACGGCAACCGAACGCGCGAAGAACUGACACGGCUUGUCAAAAUAACUGAAGAAUGGUGUGCGGGCAUUUGUCAGAAUAAGUUUCGAGUUCCCUGCUGGCGAAUACGUUAUAAUUCGUUUCUAACAACUGGAAAUGAGGCUAGCCCGCAGGACACAGAGGACUCCAUCGUUGCUCAUUCAAGCCCAAACAAAAGGAGUGGGAGCCCGAGUAAAAAACAAUCAGAGAAGGCUUCUCACAAGUUUAUGACAUCUAUUCCUAAAGGCCUGAUUCCAGAGAACAACUCUUUAGUUAAAAACUAUCACCUGGAAAAACGCACAGCUUCCGAAGGUGAUAAGCGCCCAAGACGCGGGUCGCCGCGGAAAGUAGCAAACCAAAAGAGUAACUUAGAUGGGUUUCUGAAGAAAUAUGGAACUCCAAGAAAGCACGAUUCCCCUAAAGCGCUACAUGAAAAACUUGAACCGGAAACUGAGCCUAUGAAUACCAAGAGAAAGCUGUUUGUAGAAGAAGACCUCGAUAAUCCUGAGCCUGGAAAUUCCAGCUCCCUGAUACUUGUAUCAGAGAGAGAGUGCAACCACGAUAUAUUGCACACUUCCCCGAAGCGGGCACUAGAUCUUUUUAUUGCUACUAGUGAAGAAGAGGAUCUCGAAGCCAGCGCGGGAUCAGAAGAAUCACCAUUGAAGAAAUUAAAGAAAAACGCUGCUACCGCCGAGUCACAGCUACCUACCCCAAGAAAACUACUUCCUGACAAUUUCGUGGACUUGACCAUAGAGAGUGGCUAA